Molecule: messenger RNA, 891 nt
Organism: Cylindrotheca closterium
Lineage: Eukaryota; Bacillariophyta; Bacillariophyceae; Bacillariales; Bacillariaceae
Source: the annotation of a GenBank genome assembly
AUGCAACUUGUCAUUGCUGCUUGGUGCUUCACCUUCUUAUCCACCAAUGCCUCAACACAAAGGUUGAAUCAGUUUCCGAACGAAGCAUACAGUACCACCUUUUCAAGUCGACUAUCAGCAAAGGCAAAACGAAACAGGAAAGCAUCCAACAAGUCGUCGUCGUCGUCAUCGUCAUCGUCCAACAAGAAGUCAAAAUCCGGCUCUACAAAGCUUCCACGUGUCAUCAUUUUCGAUCUAGACGGUUGCCUAUGGAGGCCAGAGCUCUUUGAACUCGUGACAAAUGCGGAUGGUCCACCAUUUACCCAUAAUCCACAAGAUAGUAGUAGUACUGUCGUUCCAGCAGGAACCACCCUGUUGUCGAAACAAGGCCAACGCAUUGAACUGUUGGGAUCCACUCGUCAGAUUUUACAUGAGCUAUAUACUCAAGAAGAAUGGUAUCCCACUCGAAUCGGCAUCUCCUCGCGAACAGAUCCACCUGAAUGGGCGUACAAUCUGAUGGAGAUGUUUGCUAUCUAUGAGGUCAACGACGAUGACGACGGCAACAAGAAUCGAAUGACAAAGACUCCAACGGCGACGAUCCCAGCAGUGACUUGCCAAAUGAAGGAUGUCUUUGAUCCUAUCCUCUGCAUACUCGAUAAGAAUACAGACAAGGCAACACAGUUUGAACGACUAUUAGAGCAGGCGAAUGAUCAAAGUACGAGCAACAACCACAAGCGACUUCAGUUCAAAGACAUGGUAUUUUUCGACAAUGAAGCCGGAAACUGCAAACAAGUUGCCAAGUUGGGGGUGACAUGUGUGUAUACACCAAAGGGAGUAACCUACGAGGCAUGGCAGAAUGCAAUCCAAAAUUUUCCCGCCAAUCGGGUGUUGGGUCCGAAAAUGCCGUAUUGA